This is a messenger RNA of Cucurbitaria berberidis CBS 394.84, 1485 nucleotides long. Its product is annotated as nagb/rpia/CoA transferase-like protein. The record is from RefSeq and is a predicted model, not a curated record. The transcript is spliced from 2 exons. NCBI's taxonomy places the organism in Eukaryota, Fungi, Ascomycota, Dothideomycetes, Pleosporales, Cucurbitariaceae. Bases 1 to 1485 code for a protein of 494 amino acids.
AUGUCUGAAGCUCCAGCUGCUGAAGCAGCGCAAGUGCCUACAUCAACGGCGUCGACCGUUCCAAACGAAACACCUGCAACAGCAAAUGGUGACGCGACAAACGAACCAAAGAAGCUCUCACCAGCUGAGCUAAAGAAGCAAAAACAGGCAGAGAAGCAAGCAAAGAGAGCGCAAGCCAAAGCCGCAAGUAACACGCCAAGUCAACAGCAGGGGCCACCCAAAGAAAGCCAGAAGCAGCAAAAGGACUCGAAGCAAGCACCAAGGGAUGACAAAUCAAGACCAUUGCCCACACGGAGACGACCUUCUCAGUCAAAUGUCCCAUUAGUAAAGGAGCCCGAGAAAAAACCCAAGAAAGAAACAAAGCAGGCCGGACUCUUCUUUGGACAUCUGUACAGCCAGCCAAAACAACAAUCCCUGGUUGGAGCGUCUAAAGACGUGCAUCCCGCGGUCCUCGCUCUUGGCCUCCAGUAUAGCAGCUAUGCUAUCUGCGGCAGCACAGCUCGCAUGGUGGCUAUGCUUCUGGUAUUCAAGGCGGUCAUCGAGUCAUAUUCGACACCUCCAGGAAACAGUCUGGCUCGACAUCUUACGAACCACCACCUUAGCCCUCAGAUCGAGUUCCUAAAGAGCUGUAGACCGCUCAGUAUUAGUAUGGGCAAUGCCAUUAGGUGGCUGAAGGAUGUCAUCAUUAAAAUCGAUCCCUCGACGCCUGAGAACGAGGCAAAGCGGGACCUAUUGGAAGAGAUCGACAUGUUCAUUCGUGAGCGAGUUACGGCCGCUGACAGACUCAUCCGCGAUCUAGCAGCGACAAAGAUCGAGCCUGGAGAUGUCAUCCUGACCUACGCAGCAUCUUCGAUCGUUGAGCAAGCCAUACUACACGCUCACAAGUCCGGCGUACCCUUUUCAGUAAUCGUAGUCGACUCAAAACCACUCUUCGAAGGCAAGCAGCUUGCGCGAAAGCUAGCAAACCAGGGCGUCAAGGUGCGGUACUACCUGAUCACAGGUGCAUCCCACGCCGUCAAGGACGCGACUAAGGUGUUCUUGGGAGCACACGCGAUGAUGUCGAACGGUCGUCUCUACUCACGUGUUGGCACUGCACUGGUAUCCAUGCUAGCUAACGCACAUUCGCUGCCCAUCAUUGUCCUCUGCCAGUCAGUCAAGUUCACCGAGAAGGUUGCCCUAGACUCGAUCGUCGGCAACGAAGUCGCUCCAGCUGAGGAAUUGCUGUCAGAGGCCCAACGCCGAGACUUACUCCCGCUCAAGUCAAUGUUACCAUCAUCCAAGGGUGAAGAGAAGCCGGAUUCAGAAGACGCUAGCGCCGACACUACCGACGUGUUGAAGUGGGUUGAAGAUAAUAAGAACUUGCAUCAUCUUCAGGUCCUCUACGACGUCACACCCACACACUAUAUCAACAUGGUCAUUACCGAAUACGGCAGCCUACCGCCUAGCUCGGUCCCUGUUGUUCACCGAUUGAGUACGAACAUAUAA